AAACGAGCCGCAGAGUACGGUGUUUCUCGUGUGCGGUAAACGCUGUCUUUCCGCUGCCAAACAGACGAUCUGGAACUAGAAUUUUAAUCUUUUGAUGCCGUAAAAGAGUGAAAGAAUAGCAGCAGACAGCCUUACCUCGUGUAAACUAGCCGGGAAUCAGCUCGGUUGUUCAAGAGCUGCUGUAAAUAGGUGAACAAAGAAGUAUCGAUUCUGGAGAAUCCGAGACACUGGUGCCACCAUUUUAAUUGUGCGUGCGAACGAGAAUUCUUCCAGAAAACAGCGAACGCUCGGAAGGCGAACUCUAAUUAGUAGAUUCUUCGCCGUGUUACGCACGCAUUUGCUUUGAAAUAUCAAUUCAGUGAACACAUUUCUAAACUAACAAUGGCCAGUGCAAACACGGAUGUACCGAUGGAGUCCGUAGAUCCGGCAGGUCCUGCCUCCGGGGCGCUCAGCCCAAACACAGUGAACGGCAACAGCGGCGAUUUGGCGACCAACGCAGACGAGAUGACUUCGAGGGACUACUACUUCGAUUCGUACGCACACUUCGGUAUCCACGAGGAGAUGCUGAAGGAUGAGGUCCGCACGCUGACGUACCGGAACGCGAUGUAUCACAAUAGGCAUCUGUUCAAGGGAAAGGUGGUGCUGGACAUUGGCUGCGGCACUGGCAUCCUGUCGAUGUUUGCCGCCAAGGCCGGCGCUGCGAAGGUAAUCGCGAUCGAUUGUUCUAACAUCAUCGACUACGCACAGAAGAUCGUCGAGGCGAACCAUCUGCAGGAGACGAUCACGCUGGUGAAGGGAAAGGUGGAGGAAGUGUCGCUUCCGGAGGGGUACGAUCACGUGGAUAUCAUCAUUUCCGAGUGGAUGGGCUACUGUCUGUUUUACGAGUCGAUGCUGGACACCGUUAUAUACGCGCGUGACAAGUGGCUCAAGAAGGACACGGGUAUGAUGUUCCCGGACCGUUGCACACUGUUCGUGACGGCGAUCGAGGAUCGGCAGUACAAGGACGAGAAGAUCAACUGGUGGGAUGAUGUGUACGGGUUUAACAUGAGCUCGAUCCGGAAGGUGGCCAUCAGCGAGCCGCUGGUGGAUGUGGUCGAUCCGAAGCAGGUCGUAACCACCCCGUACAUGAUCAAGGAGAUUGAUCUGUACACGGUGAAGAAGGAGGAUCUGGAGUUUGAAUCAACGUUCCAUUUGAUGGUGAAGCGUAACGACUUCGUCCAGGCGCUCGUUACGUACUUCAACGUGGAGUUUACGAAGUGCCACAAGCGGCUCGCCUUCAGUACGGCUCCGGACGCAGCCUACACGCACUGGAAGCAGACGGUGUUCUACUUCGACGACUACUUGACGGUCAAGAAGGGCGAGGAAAUUUACGGCACGUUCAAGAUGAAGCCGAACGUGCGCAACAACCGAGAUCUUGACUUCACCGUCGAUCUAAACUUCAAGGGCGAACUAUCGCAGGUGGACGAGACGAACCAUUACCGGAUGCGCUAGGUCGGGAGCGGCUGCUGGUAAUCCCUUCCAUACUUCCACCGUUCGUCUCUCUGUAUUACCACCUAACCUCCCGUACCCCCACCUUUAACCACUGAACAAUAGAUCAUACUAAAAUCCGUACGUUAUAAUAACGCCGACGGCGAAGUACCAGUGUUUGUUUUCUUCAAUAUGGAUUAGUUGCCCGAUCUCGUGUUGCGCUUAGGAAAAAGAAAAAUUCAUCUGACUACCAACAACAGUAAA
Anopheles coustani is the source of this 1731-nucleotide messenger RNA. It is a transcript of the gene Art1, whose product is annotated as protein arginine N-methyltransferase 1. Gene Ontology annotation, cellular component: nucleus. The coding region runs from base 382 to 1491 and encodes 369 amino acids. Gene Ontology annotation, molecular function: protein-arginine N-methyltransferase activity. Gene Ontology annotation, biological process: peptidyl-arginine methylation. Lineage: Eukaryota; Metazoa; Arthropoda; Insecta; Diptera; Culicidae. The record is from RefSeq and is a predicted model, not a curated record. The transcript has 2 exons.